AUGGCGGAACGUGGAUACAGUUUCUCUCUGACCACUUUCAGUCCAUCGGGAAAACUUGUACAGAUUGAAUACGCUUUAGCUGCGGUCGCUGCAGGAGCACCAUCUGUUGGUAUUAAAGCGGCAAAUGGUGUUGUAUUGGCAACUGAGAAAAAACAGAAAUCGAUAUUGUACGAUGAGCAAAGCGUACAUAAAGUGGAGCCAAUCACCAAGCACAUAGGCAUGGUGUACAGUGGCAUGGGCCCAGAUUACAGAGUCCUUGUUCGGAGAGCCAGAAAACUAGCCCAGCAAUAUUACCUUGUGUAUCAGGAACCCAUUCCAACAGCACAACUAGUACAAAGAGUGGCAUCGGUCAUGCAGGAAUAUACACAGUCUGGUGGUGUACGUCCAUUUGGAGUCUCGUUAUUAAUUGCAGGCUGGGAUGAGGAGCGACCAUAUUUAUUCCAAUCAGAUCCUUCUGGAGCAUAUUUUGCAUGGAAGGCAACAGCAAUGGGAAAGAAUUAUGUAAAUGGCAAAACUUUCCUGGAAAAAAGGUAUAAUGAAGAUCUUGAACUUGAAGAUGCUAUACACACAGCAAUUUUAACAUUAAAGGAAAGUUUUGAGGGUCAGAUGACAGAAGACAACAUUGAAGUUGGUAUUUGCAAUGAAGCUGGAUUUAAGCGGCUCACUCCUGCUGAAGUCAAAGAUUACUUAGCUGCUAUAGCAUAA
This is a messenger RNA of Staurois parvus, 705 nucleotides long. NCBI's taxonomy places the organism in Eukaryota, Metazoa, Chordata, Amphibia, Anura, Ranidae. The record is from the annotation of a GenBank genome assembly.